AUGUUAUCUGUGAUCUACUCUCUACAUUCGAUUGCAAAAUUUCUCUAUAGAAAAUUUAGUAAUGUUCAAUUGUCUACGUCAAACUCAUCGUCAUUGUUGCCACAUUCUUACACUGCUGACUUCAAUAAAGAAGAAGAGUUAGAUACACUUUAUAAUUUUAUUCAACAAUAUGGUUUUGGCACAUUGAUUGCUGUACACCCCGAUUCUAACGUACCAGUUGCAUCGCAUAUACCAUUCUUAAUCGAUAAACAAACGGGUGAAUAUGGUGAGUUAAUUGCACAUGUAGCAAGAAAUAAUGAAAUAUACAAAUAUUUAUCGACAAACUCCGAGGUAUUAGUCAUAUUUCAUGGUCCACAUGGUUACAUAUCACCACAAUUCUAUUUACCAUCACAUAUAAAUGUUCCAACAUGGAAUUAUGCAAAUGUUCACGUCUAUGGUAAAGCGAUACUGGAUACUCCAUCUGGUAUUCCACCUCAAGAUGUCAUGAAUGAUCUAAUAAAUUUUUAUGAAGAAAAAUACAUGACCACAAUGUGGAAUUGGUCAGAUUAUUAUACACCCGAGGCAUUGUUAAGUCAACGAAAAUCAAUUGUUGGUUUUAGAAUAAGAAUAACAAGAAUCUAUGGAAAAUAUAAAUUAUCUCAAAAUAAAACACGUGAUAUACAAAAACAAGUCAUUCACGGUUUGAAAAAUACCAAUCAACUGGAUAUCGCAGCAUUCAUGGAAAAUUACCUAGAAAAAGAUGAUUAA
Didymodactylos carnosus is the source of this 747-nucleotide messenger RNA. The record is from the annotation of a GenBank genome assembly. NCBI's taxonomy places the organism in Eukaryota, Metazoa, Rotifera, Eurotatoria, Philodinida, Philodinidae.